Molecule: messenger RNA, 1419 nt
Organism: Penicillium waksmanii
Lineage: Eukaryota; Fungi; Ascomycota; Eurotiomycetes; Eurotiales; Aspergillaceae
Exons: 4
Coding region: 1-1419 (472 amino acids)
Cellular component (GO): cytosol
Molecular function (GO): transaminase activity; pyridoxal phosphate binding
Source: RefSeq, a predicted model, not a curated record
AUGGGUGACUACCAACCCGAGACUAUUGCUUCGCCCACCCCAGCCGCAAUGGGGAAUCAACUGAAGGAUACCUCUGCCAAUGAUAGCGGCGUUCUCUAUCACCAACUUCGUCAGAAGCCUCUUAACAUCGUCGGUGGAAGGGGCAGCUACCUCAUCACCGAUGACGGCCUCGAGAUUCUGGACGCCACCUGUGGUGCAGCCGUAUCUUGCCUUGGACACAGCGAUAAGCGUGUGCAUGAUGCUAUCAUGGAACAACUACAAAAGAUUCCUUACGCUUACUCGCUAUACUUCACCAAUAAUGCCGCAGAGAAUCUCUCUAGGAUUCUGGUGGACUCGACUGGUGGGAAGAUGUCUCGAGCGUUCAUCGUGAGCUCAGGUACCGAGGCCGUUGAAGCAUCUGUCAAGAUGGCCAUGCAGUACUUCAGAGAGCUUCCUACCCCGCAGCCCCAACGAGUGAACUUCAUUUCCCGCACGCAAUCCUAUCACGGCAAUACCCUUGGCUCCCUUGCCGUUGGCCAUCAUGUUGCCCGUCGAGCUAUCUAUGAGAGUAUUUUGACAAAGAACGUGCAUCAUGUAUCGCAGUGCUAUCCAUAUCGUGGAAUGAAGGACGGAGAAAGCACCGAGGGCUACGUUGCAAGAUUAGCGCAGGAGCUGGAGGACAAGUUUCAGAGUCUGGGCCCAGACACAGUAUGUGCGUUUGUGGCAGAAACCAUGUCUGGAGCUACACUAGGAUGUGUGCCUGCGCUCCCUGGUUAUCUGAAAGCCAUGAAAGAAGUCUGCGAGCGUCAUGGGGCUCUACUUAUCUUAGACGAAGUGAUGUCUGGGAUGGGCCGCACCGGAACCCUCCAUGCUUGGGAACAAGAAGGUGUCGUUCCAGACCUACAGACCAUCGCUAAGGGGCUUGGCGCUGGAUAUGCUCCGAUUGCUGGUCUUCUGGUGAACAAGCAUGUGGUCGACACACUUACUCGAGGCACAGGAGCUUUUGCUCACAGUCAGACAUACCAGGGCCACCCUGUUUCUUGUGCGGCUGCCUACAGAGUGCAACAGAUUAUCCAAGAAGACAAUUUACUUCCUAAUGUUCGUGAAAUGGGUGAAUACCUUGGUCGUCUCCUUCACGAGAAAUUGGGUGAUAACCCUCACGUUGGUGACAUUCGUGGCCGGGGUCUUUUCUGGGCUUUGGAAUUCGUGCAGAAUAAGAGCACUAAGGAAUCCUAUCCUCCAUCUAAAAAAGUUGCAUGGACUCUUCACACAACUGGCCUGAAACCGGAGUACGCAAUCUCACUGAUGCCAGGUAACGGUGGCGCAGAUGGAGUUAAUGGCGACCAUAUUUGCUUGGCUCCGCCGUACAACACCACCAAAGCGGAGAUUGAAUUGAUUGUCGAUCGUGCAUCCAAAGUGAUUCAGGAAGUCCUCGGUUGA